AUGGCGAACCCCAAGCCCCAGACCACGUCACCUCUUCCUUCCGUAAUGGAGCCUCAAAAGAAGGACACCUUCGGCAACCUUGCUCCUUGGAGUGAACCGUCGUGGUACUCCUCUCUCGCAUCUCCCUACUACAACGAAUCACACAAGAAACUACGCAAUGUGGUUCGCACAUACAUCGAUACAAACAUAAAGCCAUACAUGCUAGAAUGGGAGGAGGCCGGCGAGGCUCCCGUGCAAGAACGACGCAAAUGGGCACAGACUGGCUUUGCAUUCGCGGAUGUGCCGGAACCGUAUCGCCCGCGUAAUGUACCAGGGCCAGCGGGUAUACCAGUUGCCGACUUGGACUUGUUCCACUUGUUGAUCAUGACGGACGAGAAUAGUAGGAUAGAGGGAGGUGUGGGCAUCGCGUUGGGCGGUGGAAGUGUGAUUGGUGUUCCGCCAAUCGUACAUCAUGGGACUGAAGAGCAGAAGAAGAAGUGGUUACCAGGUCUAUUUACCUGGGAAACAAGUUUCUGUCUGGGCAUUACUGAACCAGGUGGUGGGUCUGACGUCGCAAACCUGCAAACCACCGCAAGGAAGACUGAAGACGGACAAUUCUACAUCGUUAACGGCUACAAAAAGUGGAUUACUGGCAUGCCAUGGGCCACCCACAUGACUACCGCCGUUCGCACUGGCGGGCCCGGAGCCAGUGGUAUCUCCGUCCUCGUCAUUCCCACCGACUCACCCGGACUCACACACCGUCGCAUACCCAACUCCGGCCAGAAAGGCGGAGGCGCAAGUUUCGUCGAAAUGGACAACGUCCGCGUCCCUAUCUCAAACCUCAUCGGUAGAGAAAACGAAGGCUUCCGCAUGGUAAUGACAAACUUCAACAAGGAACGCUACAUCAUGAGCAUAGGCUGCAACAGAAAAGCGCGCACCUGUCUGAGCGAAUCCUUCCAGUACGCACACAAGCGGCACACCUUCGGCAAGCCCCUCAUCUCCAACCAGAUCAUCGCACAUAAACUCGCUACAAUCGGUCGGUAUGUAGAGAGCCACUGGGCAUGGCUAGAGCAACUCGCAUACCACAUCCAACAAUCCCCUCUCGGUUGGCAGGACCCUGAGAUCGCGGGCCAGAUCGCCUUGUCCAAGGUUCACGGUGGUCGUAUACUUGAGAUGGCGAAUCGAGAGGCGCAGCAGAUAUUCGGUGGUGCGGGGUAUCAGAAGGGUGGACCUGGUGCCAUUGUCGAGCAGAUUAGUCGCGAUUUGAGGAUGAUGGUUGUUGGUGGUGGAAGUGAGGAGAUUAUUGCGGAUCUGGCUCUCAGGCAAGAGACGGCACUUGCAAAGAAACGGGGAUGGAAAUUGUGA
This is a messenger RNA of Alternaria atra, 1344 nucleotides long. RefSeq lists its product as uncharacterized. The coding region runs from base 1 to 1344 and encodes 447 amino acids. The transcript has 2 exons. NCBI's taxonomy places the organism in Eukaryota, Fungi, Ascomycota, Dothideomycetes, Pleosporales, Pleosporaceae. The record is from RefSeq and is a predicted model, not a curated record. Gene Ontology annotation, molecular function: flavin adenine dinucleotide binding; oxidoreductase activity, acting on the CH-CH group of donors.